AUGUCGGAAAGAAAGGUGAUCAACAAGUACUACCCUCCCAACUUUAACCCUUUGGAAGCCGAAGAGGCGGCUCGGAAACUAUCCAAAAAGUUGAAGACCAUGAAUAAGGAUUCUACAACUAUUCGACUAAUGACACCUUUCAGUAUGCGGUGUCUCAAAUGUUCUGAGUUUAUACCGCGAAGUCGAAAAUUCAACGGUAAAAAAGAGCUGCUUCCAGAAAGAUAUUUGGAGACCAUUAAAAAGUAUAGACUGAGCAUAAAAUGCCCACGAUGCAACAAUAUGAUCUCUUUCCGUACCGAUCCCAAAAGUGGCGACUAUGUCAUGGAAAUCGGGGGAGUGAAGAACUUUGUGGCAGAUGCUGAUUCUUCUAGGGCCAGCAACGAAACAGAGUCGGUGGAUGAAGCCCUACAACGACUGGAAAAAGAGCAUCAGCAGGAAAAAGAUGCAGCCAAUAAUGAGCCAACGGAGAGCAAGAUCGAGCAGGUGGAAAAGCGGCUGGUGAAAAUGCAGCAAGAACAAGAAGACUAUGAAAGACUGGAACAUUUGCGACGGGACAACGCGGCGCGCAUGAAGCGUGCAGAGCAGCUUCAUGGACUUUCAGAAGACGCUGCUAGGGCGAAAUUGGUUGACGAUGAGAAGGCCGCUGAAGACGCGUUCCGGGCCACUUUAGAACCGCAAGAAACGGCUAAGACCAACAGUGUUCGUCCCGCAACAAUCACUGUUCCGCACAAGAUUCUAAUAAAGAAGAAAAAUAAGACCAACCCGUUGGGAGUGGUGAAAAAGAAGAGAAAUUGA
Messenger RNA from Lachancea sp. 'fantastica', 795 nucleotides. The record is from the annotation of a GenBank genome assembly. Lineage: Eukaryota; Fungi; Ascomycota; Saccharomycetes; Saccharomycetales; Saccharomycetaceae.